Molecule: messenger RNA, 1771 nt
Organism: Hemicordylus capensis (graceful crag lizard)
Lineage: Eukaryota; Metazoa; Chordata; Lepidosauria; Squamata; Cordylidae
Gene: TSPAN16
Product: tetraspanin 16
Exons: 8
Coding region: 147-869 (240 amino acids)
Cellular component (GO): membrane
Source: RefSeq, a predicted model, not a curated record
GCAGGGAGGAAAAGUGCAGCUAGUUCUAGACCGCAGCUAUGGAUGCCUGGUAAGUAACUGGCCAGACCCUGGAAGCCAGAAGCAUACAAGGUGCUCGGCACCAAGACCAAUUCUACAGCUGAAUCUGCAAAACAAGGUACAGAAAGAUGGCUUGCUUUUCCUUCCUGAAGACGAUGAUGUUUGUGUUCAAUGGUGUGAUAUUUCUGGGGGGUGUGGCUGUGCUGAGCAUCGGAAUCUGGGUAAAAGUGGAUGGUGGCUCCUUUGUGAAGAUCCUGGGAGCUGCAGCUCCACAUCUGAUGCAGCUGAUCAAUGUGGGCUACCUGUGUAUUGCUGUUGGCACCUUCCUCCUCCUCGUGGGCUUUAUGGGAUGCUGGGGGGCCAUGAAGGAAAGCAAAUGCCUGCUGCUGAUGUUCUUUGGGAUCGUACUGAUUCUCUUCAUAGCGGAAGUGGCUGGGGCUGUUGUGGUGCUGGCUUUCUCCUCUGUGGCAGAUAUAUUUGUUGAUCACUUGAAAAGCUGGGCCUUGAAGACUUUAAAACAGGACUAUGGGAAACAAGAUGAUAUCACAGCUAUUUGGAACACUACAAUGAAAGAGCUGCAGUGCUGUGGAUUCAACAACUACACUGAUUUUGACAAUUCCUACUUCUAUCAAGCUCACAAAAAUUAUCCCCCCUUUUGCUGCCCAGAGAGCCAAGAAUGCCAGGGAGCUGCUAUAGACCCUAGCAAGCAGGGUUGCCUGCGUCAAUUUGAGGUGUUCUUGAGCAGCAAAGGGAAGAUUGUCGGAGGGGUGUCUCUAGGGAUUGGGGUCCUUGAGUUGGCUGCCAUGGCCGUCGCCUUGAUUCUCUAUUGUCAGAUUGGCACAAAUGUCUGAAGCAAAGUCUGCACCAACAACUCAGCUCUGGCUCAAGCUGUCAUCCUCGCCACCUACCAUCAAACUGAUUUGAGCAACGCAGAGCAAAUGGGGCAACACUCUUGACUGGAUCUUGUCCCUCAUUCAUAAUUAGCAAUAGUUCAUUGUCAAUUGGUACCUUUUAAUAAUCCAUAAUUCAAACCAUAGAUAUAUAUAUAUAUAUUUAUACACACACACACACAAUCACAAAUGCUUUUGCUUCCAAAAACAACUGGAAAACCAUGAAAGAUAAACCUUUUGUGUUAUGCUUCCCUGCCCCUUUCCCUGUGUGGGAGGAUUGGUGCAGCAGGGCAGCUUCAACAGGGUCAAGUUCCUUUGGCGGAGAGCACACUGAAGACUUGUGCUAUCUUUGUAAUCAUCUAUUUACAAAUGUACAGGCUUAGUGGGCAUUAUGCAAGGGCAAAAGCAAGCUCACAGGUAGGCAGUGCUUGUCCCAAAGCAAUCCCAGCAUCCUCGAGCCCAAAAGUGCCUUCCUCUCUGUCUGAGCCAUUUUGCCAGACCAGGCAGAAUUGACUUGAGCUUUCACCCUGGCAAGGUGGGUGUGACUCAAGGUACAUUCAGAUACAUCCAACACAACUGGGAUUCAUUUUCCAGUCUAGAGCUUGUUUUUAAUGUGUAACUACUAGGCUGCUGCAAGUUUUAAUCAGUUUCAUUGGUAACCAGUACAAUCUUUAGUUAAUUUAUUGGCAGCAGCCUAUUUUAAGUGGUGAGGCUGUCAAUUAACGACAGAUGUGUUUAUUUUCCUGAGGCUAUUUUGGUUCUAGUGUGUCCCUGCAACAGGGAGUAGAAAAAGAAAAAGAUGGCCUGCCUUCUAACAAGGAGCAGGAACUUUUGUUAAUUAAAUUGGUGAUUUUACACUGGAA